GACAGCUGGGAAAAUUCACCGACAUACAGGAAGAAAAAGAAGAAGCCCAGUCUGCGCUGCGAACCUGCAGGGUGCACACACUCCAACGAAGAGGAGACUGACAUCGGAUUGAAACACCAAAUCACUGCUUGACCCGUUUAGCAGGUAAGCUACUCGCGGUGAUAGCUGGUUGCGCGUAUUCAGCACGUUUGAGGUUAAAGUCGAAGCGUUAAAAACGGUUAGUGAGAGCGUCAACGGCGCGGCGCCGCUUCCUGCUGCAGCUGCUGCCGCGGCGUCGAAUCAUUCACAAAGCUGCAAAAUCUGACGCUUCAUUCCCACAGGUCAGGAGAUGUUUUAGUUACGCGAUUAUUUUAGACUUCUCCCUCCCUUCACUUGAAUGUGGAAACUUAUUCUUUUGCUGCAAACCCCAGACAACAUGAGCUAACACAGGGAGGGGUGUGUGAGAGGGAGAGAGAAAAAAAAUCCAGGAAAUGCCGAAACACACUCAGCAGAAAGAAAGACUACACACCAGGCGAACUAGAUCUGAUACGUUUUAGCAGAAUGUCUUUAAAUAAAUGCUUUAACUCAAACGGUAAAAAGUGCUCUUUAAAGCAUACGAUUAGCCAGUAUUUGGCUUUAAGGUUAGGGGGUUAACAGAUAGGUGAGGAGUGAAGUAGCCGGGGCAGAAUGGUCACAACACCCACUGGUGUUCCGGCUCAUUGCGCUACCCAGUUAUGUGGUGAUUUUCAGCUGAAUACGGCAGUAGCUGUCGUAAAUACAUCUAUUGAAAUAGUCAUUACAGAAGCCCUACGUGGGCUUUUGUUUGUAUAAAAAAUGUCGAUACGUGUGUUUGUGAUAUAGAAAUAUAAUAAGGAUAGAUAGAUACUUUAUUAAACCCAGAGGGAAAUAAAAAAACAGAGGCAGCACCAGUGAAACACACUAGUAAUAAUGAUAACUUUAUUUCUAUAUCACUUUUAAAAACAGAACUUUACGAAGUGCAUUGACAAACAGUUGCAAAGCACAGAACAUCAGCAGAUGAAAAUAAAAACAAGGCCUCCGAAUUGAAGGCCAAUUUCAUUUUUCAAAAGAAACCCAGACAUUACAUGCACCCUACAACAUAAAAUGAGACCAUGAGGACCAAAAUAAAAACAUAAAAUAGGUAAUAAGAAGAAAUGAAAUAGAAAAGGGGGGCAGAAAGCAGGAAACAGGAUAGUAAGAAUAAAAGAGGAUAUUAAUAAUGAUGAUAACAUCAUAAUGGUAGUAAUAGUGAUGAUAAAAUGGAAUAAUAAAAAUGAGCAGGAAAAAACAAUAAAAUCAGUAAAGGCUAUCGUGGCAUAUUAUAUAUUUGACAGCUGUUUUUGAGUCGAUGUAUAUUUCUUAGCUAAUUGACUACCUGGCGGGGGGACAAACUGACACGGUCGCAGGAUUUGUCACAACACCAGCCGGCUCCGCUAGCUCCUGUAGCUUUAGCAUCGUUAGCUAGCUGCCAUCUGAUUGAAACCCAAUGAUCGCAUUAACCCUAGCGGCUUGAACUUGAUUUGUUUGAGCCCUGAGCCCACUGAAAUAGGACUGUCUGGACGGUUCGAGCUCACCGCCAUUGCUGUGGCCUACUUCUCCCUGUGUGAAAAUGGUGUUUUUACUCUAAUUCAUGCUAAAAGAGUCAAAAGAAAGGCGAGUUCCUCCUUCUUUAUGUGUCCCGGGGCUGGGAGGCAGAAGGCCUAACCCUCUUCACUUUCCUGCGAGCUAAAGUGGUGCAUUUCUGCUGUUUGACUGUAAAAGUUGGCCUGUAAACACAGUCAGAUGGAGUUAGAGGGGGAAUUAAUGUAAUUAAAGCAAAAAUGCACUUAAAGAGAGUGUGCCUGUGGGAACAUUGUUUACAUUUUUGGGGAGAGAUUUACUCCAACUCUGGCACAUUUAGGAUCUUUCUUAAGCUUUUGAGAUUGAAUAGGAUGGGGCUUUUUAACAUUGUUAGUAAGACUACACAAUAAUAUGCAAAUGUCAUUAUUGUAGUGCAGACAUCUGCGGUAAACACACAGGAAAAGGGAGUAUUUAUUGCAUCUAAUGGCGUAAUUCUUUCUGUAAAUGCGUCCGCUUUUGCACAUUUUCUCAUAACACUGGUGUGGUAUAAUAGUAGUUGCAUUAAUAAUGACUGAGAUUUUCUGUCUCAGGGGAAAAUAAAAUAUUAAUUCGUACUUCCCUUUUGACCAAGAUUACAGUCAAAGCACAGAAAUCAAGUUCUCUAGACUCGACUCGGGUUCCUCCACCCAAUUCUGCCAUGCCCUUUUUUUAGGCCUUCAAGGAUAAUCUAAGGAAAAUGUUAUGAAAGGCACAAUUCCCUGGUGAGUCACGGCUAUAUCUGCACUCAUGUCUCUGGAAACUUGUUUUUUCUACUCCCCGUCAGAGGAGUUUCCCUUAAGCUCAGCAUUUGGGUUGAACAUAUGUCGUGGUUACUUUGAGAAAAGCAUCUGAUCUGACUUAGCAGAGGUUCCCUUCAGUUCUAAUGCGUCUUCUUAAACAUAAUAAACGUGUUGAUGUUCAUGAAGAAGGAGCAGAGGCCUCUCAUCUUCCCACCUCCAACGCUUCAGUGCUUGCUUCUUUAUUUUACUCCCUCAAAACACCUUAGGGGACCACUCCCUUCCUGAGUUGCUGGUGAGUCAUCUCAGCUGAGAGCAGGAAGUGAACUCUGGUACCUGCAGGUAAACCAUAAAGUGCUGCUGCAGCCCUGAACAAGUAGGCUUUUAGGUCAAGGGUAGAAGAGUUGUGUGUCCUGCUUUUAUCUAAUUUUAUCUUUGUGUCUCGUGAAAAAAUGACCCUGUAGUAUCUGCACGGUGUAAUGGACUUAAGUUAGCUUGUUAAAACCCCAUGAAGUGGAAUAAGAUGACUUUAUUUAAGUAAAUGCUGCAGGGGGAAAUGCUUACCUUAUUGGUUUGUUAUUAUAAGUCUUAAAUGUUUUAAACAGGCACAUCAUACUGCUUACUCUUGGUUAUGUAAAACCAGUGACACACUUCCCUAUGCAUGACUUCACCCAACAGCCUGAGGGUUUACAUCAUACACAAACAGUCGCACCCUAUCUUAACGCACCGCUAUGCUGUUGACAACAAGAUUUAAACUGGCUUCAGUACAAAGUUUGAGUCAUGGUAUGAUAGCAGUGUGUUCCCUUUAGCAACUUUUAUGUAACUUUUGUCAAUUCAGACACAAGUCCGGGUUUUAAGGGGCCAGUCAAGCCCUGGAUCACAACACAAUACCUUUUUUUAAAAACCUGUCUUAAAUUGGAGUUUUUGAUUUUAACAGAGUAAAGAGUUCAUUGUGGGAAGAGUGGAUGUAGACUGUCUUCAAUGUGUUGUGAUCAGUCUUUCACAACAGUAGGUCAUCAUGCAUUGCCAUGUCUCUACUAGGGGUGUCCCGAUACAACUUUUUGACUUCCGAUACGAUACCGAUAAUGUAGCCGUCACUAUUGUCCGAUACCGAUAUCGAUCCAAUAUUGGCACAAACUUGUACAUGACAAGUUUUGCACUCAGCUGCAAUGUCUUUUUCAGACUUAAACAAAAAAUAUUGCCACACAGCUGACAUCACUCCUACUCCUUGGUACUUUGUUUGGAGUGCUGAGAUUUUAGAUGUAGGCCGAUAUAAUCCGAUAUUUGUUUUUUUGCUGAUAUCAGACCAAUAUCCGAUAUCAAUGUCGUAUCAGGACACCCCUAGUCUCUACAGCAGCACAAAUCCAGUCAGUAAAGGUUGAAUAGAAGUGACUGCCCUGAAUGUACAGUUUGGAAGAUGAGGGACAAAGCGCUAAAGAAACUUUACUGAUAGAUAUUUUUGAUGGUAAUAACUUCAGAAAUGGAAAAAUCAGAUUUGUUAUACAACACAGGAGCCUCUCAACCUCAUCGUUGGUCGACCAGCAGGAUGGGUGAGCACAGAGAACAUCCGACCCAGAGUAACCAAACCAUGCAGCGAAAUCGUGUAAACGUCUCUUAUUUUAACCAGGAGAAAGCCUUUUAAGUGUCUUUUAAGUGUCUUUAAUCUUCACGGCCAGAAACUCUCUCAGUCAUCAGAUCUCUUCAGAUUUAGCGGAGUCGUCGCUCUCCGGUGAAAGUGAGACGGCGGCUGCAGGUUUUAUCUUGCAUGUACUUCAUCAGCGAGAGUGGUCCGCUCGCCUCCUUUCACUGUGAGCCAGGUGUAAGUACCUGAGACUGCAGGCGCUCAGGUGAAGUCGGUGUCAGGUUACACACGUCUUAUGUAACUGCAGCCUCUCCUUUUAUUAAGCGUGUGUUUGUGUGUAAGAUUAUUCCAGACGUGGAUUAUGGAAGUUAAUCUGAUACUUAAAGGAGUAAAUCAGGAGAGUCAAUUUACAUGUUGGCCCACAGACUGAAGAGACGGUAUUUACUGACAGCUGGAGCUCCUGUUCUCCGACGUCUAAGGGGGUCUGAGGUCGUCUGAGAUGGUCUAGGGAGGUCUAAGAGGGUCUGAGGUGGAUUUGUUUAGAAAUGUUAGGGUCUGACAACAGCAUAUUUGGAAUAACAGGCAGGUCUGCACUCUCCACAGACUCAGCAGAAACACUCUUACUCCACAAGUCCUGACCUGCUCCACAGACCCAAUCCUUCUCCCCCUCCUCCUCUUCUUCUUCAUCUUGCUUUUUGCCUUUAACAUCUUUGAGUUCCUCUUUUUUCUCGUCUUGCUCUGUAUUUUUUUUUUAAAUCUGCUGCUAUUUUGUUGUGUCUUCAUUUUUCUUCUUUGUCUUUUUCUUCAUCUUAAUUUAUUGACUCUGUCAUUUACAUGUUCUUUUCCUCUUCUUUUCCUCUUUUUCCUCUUUGUCAUCUUCUCUUUCCUAUUCUUUUUCCUUUUUUCCUCCUUUUCUUCCUCAUCUUUUUGUCCUCCUCUUUUGAGUCUUCUUCUCUUUCUAUUCCUCCACAUUUCCACUCCUUUCAUCCUCCUUUCCUGUUCUUUUUUCCUCCUCUUUUCCUCUCCUCCUCCCUCUUCUUCUGUCUACUUUUUCUCAGAUCUUGUUCUUCUUUUUCUUACUCUUUCCCUCAUAUUUUUGUCUUUUUUUUGUUGGAAUUUAUCACCAUUUCUUCAUCUUCUUCUGUCUUUAGAUCUUUCUCUUGUCAGUUUUCUUUAUCUUCUUGUUUUUCAGCUUCAUCCUCUUCUUUUUCUUCAUAGUUUUCCGUGCACUCUUCUUCUCUUUUGACCCAUAGCACCUCUCCAAAGGUAGAAUUUAAGGCCUGUUAUAACAGGACCUCUUAUUGAAAACGUGGAGGACUGGAUCGAUGCAGGAGAUGGAGGACGGGGACAUUCAAAACUUUUUAAGACCAUAAAAAACUCUCAAGGCUCUAACCUUUUUGUAGAUAAAAGUAAAACUCAUACUUGGAAUCGCUUAAAAUUUGAUUCGAUAUGAAAAAAAAAAGUCAGACUUGUACUGAAAUAAGUUUACACGGUUAACCUCUAAUAAGAGACGAAUACAUCAGGACAGUUUGACCCUUAAAUCAGAGCUCUGCUGUUUGUUUCUCCGCUGAAGCUGCUCAGUUGUAAUUAUAAUGAUUUCCUUCACCUGCUGUAAUUCACUCUCCAAUUAGAAGACCAGAACAGUGAGUCUCUGUGUGUCGGUGGUGAUUAAGAGCAGCAUACAAACAUGACAAAGACAAACAAGAGAUGGAAAAACAGAUUUGAGUCUGCUGCUGCUUUUGUUUAGUUAUUUGGCCCUGAGGGAAACUAAAGUGGGGCGUUAACACCUGCAGAGAGAGAGAGAGAGCAUCACUUAGUCACUCUGCAGGAAUCAUCAUCAUCAUCAUCAUCAUCAUCAUCAUCAUCAUCAUCAUCAUCAUCAUCAUGACAUGUUACAGGAGUUAUGACUUCAAAUUGAGGGUUUGUGUUUGAGAGUUUGUCUAAGUGUUGACUAAAUUUGAGGUUGUAAAGUGUGAGGACUUCUUAACGGGCAGAAAUUUUAAUGUUUCUCAGGAUUUGAAUGACGUGUAGUUGCUUUAACAUUGACCUGGAUCUUCUUUUUUGCUCCGCCCCCUCACAGGUAUGGCUGAGUUGGCGAGUCUGGUGCAGCGGCUGGAGGUGGCGGUUGGCCGAUUGGAGUCCAUGUCAGGCCCUGGAGGCAGCUCGGGUGGAGGUUCAGGGGGAGGUAAGGAUGACUCAGAUGUCACCGGUUUUGAAGCAUUUAUUUAACAUUGAAUAAACCUUUUUUUUUUAUCAGCUAUUUUCUUUUUAUUGCAAAUGAGGGUAGAAUAUAGGGCCCGACCGAUAUGGAUUUUUUUUUAAACUUUUUUUCUGUAUCUUGUCUGUAGCUGUAUCUGCCUACGUGGAUGCAUUCGAUGAGAUCAUUAAAGGUCCCUUGGCGCAGUACCUGAGCCUCAGUCAGAAGUUAGGGGGCGACAUCAAGAAACACGUGAGUUGGUUUUCCUCUCUUCUCUUUUUCAACAGAUCUUAAAAGUCUGGGUGAAGAAAAGCUGUUUCGUGUUAUUUUUCAUUUUAAUUUGUGUUGAAGUUUUAGUUUUAAACCGACUUGAGUUUCUUUUGUUUCUUUUUUCCUCUUUCAGGCAGAUAUGGUACAGCAGGGGUUCACCAGUGAGAGAGCGGUCCUCGUGACCGCCUCCUCCUCCCAGAAGCCCUCUGAUGUGAGUUCAACACACUUACGUUUAUUUAUUUCCAGCUUACACCACAGAAAUUUUAUCUUAAAAUGCAUUUAAGAUAUGUUCAUGCUGAAUUUUUGAAAUAGAAAAACAGAUUUCUGGCUCUGUUUUCUCGAUCUUUCUCAAAAAUAUGAUUUCCUUUUGUGUUUUUUUUUAUCCAGAGCGUUUUGCAGAACAUCCUGAAGCCAGUGUCCCAAGUCAUCAUGCAGGUGCAGAAGUUCCGCGAGGAUAACCGCACCUCCACGCACUUCAACCACCUCUCCGCCGUGAGCGAGAGCGUGUCGGGGCUCGGAUGGGUCGCCGUGGUGAGUCCGAGGAUGGGAGAGCGAAUGUCCGCGCAUGAGUGUUUCUGUUUUUGUUUGUUUGUUUGUGUGGACGGAUAAAUGAGUGUGUAAUAGCCGGAAACAAGCCUCUUUGGUUCUGUCAUCGCUGUCCGCUGAUGGACAGUUUCUUGGCCGACACACGACCACCAACAACAGAGCCUCUCUGUUACACUUUGAGAGAAUUAACUCUUUGUUUGACUCCUCUAUGAAUAAUGCAUACACUCAGUAUUUGCGCUCCCACUCAAGUUUUUUGACUCAGCCAAGUCAGCUGGAUUCGUGACAUUUAAACACAUUUUUUCCUUCACUUGGUCACGCACAGUCACAGAAAAAUCUUAAUAUUUGAUUAUGAAUUCGUUCAUUUAGCUCCCUGGUGUUUCAUGUCAGAUCCAGAUGGAAACGACUGAACGCUGAAAUUAAAACAGCGUGCUUUCCAUCUGAGCCAACUCAUUAAAGAUGCGUGUUUUUUGUGUGUUUCAGGCUCCUAAACCAGGCCCCUAUGUCAAAGAGAUGCAGGACGCCGCCAUGUUCUACACCAACCGUGUGCUCAAGGACUACAAGGAGAAGUAAGUCCAGCUCCAAACUCUGAUCCUCUGUGGGGCCGUCUGAUCACUCAAAACAGGCAGAGGAACUUUUCAUACGCAGCCAACAGUUCGCUCAGCCCAUCUGUCCUCCAUCUUUCCUUCCUCUGGGCUCUUUUUAAACGCAGCUUUUUUGCUGAGUCAGCACAGCCGCACAACACUGUGACGCGGGCUGGAGAUAGACUUCCUGUAUUUUUUAGGCCUGAAACCGCAGUUUUCAGUUCACUCAAAAAGUAGAAGUUCAAGUCGAAGAAAACUGACGUUACAUUAGAAUCAGAGAGCAGAAGGAAAGGAUCAAGACUUUAACCACAAAAACAACAUUUACAGCCAGGAUUUGUUUUAACAGGCCGCUCUGUUCUCCUCUCUCUCUCUCUCUUUCACAGGGAUAAGACACAUGUGGACUGGGUGAAGGCUUAUCUCAGCAUCUGGACCGAGCUGCAGAGCUACAUCAAACAGCACCACACCACUGGGCUGUCCUGGAGCAAGAGUGUGAGUCUGCAAAAACAAGACGAAUUUUAACAAACCUCCGAAGAGCUCGACACAUGUUGACAAGAAUGGGCUCUGUGCAUCGAUCCACUACUUCCUGAACUUAAGGCAGCUCCUUUAUUUCCUGUCUUAUAUUAUUGGAUAAACUGGUUAAUCCAGGUGUGUCUGACUUGUCACAAUGAACAGACACACCUGGAUUAAUUAGUUUCAAGACAGGAAAUAAAGGAGCUGCCUUAGAUUCAGGAAGUAGUGGAGCUGUGCAGAGAGAUCAUUAGGAGUGUGAUCGCUGCUUCUCCAUGUUUGAUUCUGACUUAAAGAGGAAAAAAAGUUUAUACUGUAUGAGAAGAUCACUCGUAAACCAGCAGCACUGGUUUAACUUCUGUACUCUGGUAGAAAGGGAGCGGCUGUAAAGACUUCAAGGUUUGAGUGAAACAUGACGAGAUUUCUGAAUAUCAUCCAAAAAACAUCCCUGAGGUUCUGAUCCAGAUGUUCUUUUUCUGACUGCCUGAUCUGCUUCAAAGAAUACUUAAGUGGUGUUCAUUGAAUUUUAUCUCUCCCUCUCAGGGACCCAUGGCUUCGGCCUCCGCAGCUCCCCCUGCUCCUGGCGGUUGUCCUCCCCCACCUCCCCCCGGACCUCCUCCUCCCCCCAUGGACAUCAGCUCCAGUGGCGGCGGCGGAGACUCCGGACCCGACUGUCGCAACGCUCUGUUCGCCUCCAUCAACAAAGGCUCUGACAUCACUAAAGGUAGGUGGACCAAGACUGGACCUAAAGAUGUCUGAAUACUAACAUUUAUUAACAAAGAUCAUUUAAACGCAAAAAAUUGGAGUCUUAGUUUCUCUUCUUAUCUUUUUUUUUUUUUACUCCUCUAGGCCUGAAGCAUGUGGGUGAUGACCAGAAGACCCACAAGAACCCCAACCUGAGGACUCAGAAUGCUCCGGUACGCAGCGGACCCAAACCUUUUGCCUCGGCCAAACCUGCUGCGUCUGCUUGCCCAGCCCGCUCGCUGCCCCCAGUGUUGGAGCUGGACGGGAAGAAGUGGAAAGUUGUACGUUGAUGAAAAAUAAUCGGUCUCAUAACAGAAAACUCCAUCCUACUUUGAAAUCAUCUGCAGGAGUUAAUGUGUAUUUUCUGGUUCCUUCUGCAGGAGAACCAAGAGGGAGCUCAGGGACUGGUAAUCGAACAUACUGAACUCAAACAAGUGGUUUAUGCUUUCAAGUGUAACAACAGCACCCUGCAGGUCAAGGGCAAAAUCAACUCCAUCACUGUAGGUAUGUAGAGAAGUGAUGGGUCAGAGGAUCUUUCUGUCAUCUUCAUCUGUUUAUGUCGUUCAUAAGUAUAAAAGUGAAGUAUUUUUAUCAUGCCUCAGUCCUCCUGAUUGUUUAUUUUCUUCUUCCUAUCAGACAACUGUAAGAAAAUGGGCCUGGUGUUCGAUGAUGUUGUCGGCAUUGUAGAGAUUAUCAACUGCAGGGACGUCAAGGUCCAGGUGAGAACAAAUACAACCUAAUAUGGGAACUAAGGGGUGCAGGAAAUCAGCUCUGUUUUAAGGUUCCAUACAGAACCAGAAUCAGAGUCCCACAGUAAAGUAACAGCAUGAGUCUGAUCAGGUUUUGGCUUUUCCCCCCACCAGGUCAUGGGCAAGGUCCCCACCAUCUCCAUCAACAAGACAGACGGCUGCCACGUAUACCUGAGCGGAGCCUCUCUGGACUGUGAGAUCGUCAGCGCCAAGAGCUCGGAGAUGAACAUCCUGGUACCCAAAGGAGACGAAGGAGACUUUGUGAGUAACUUUUUAAAGGGGUUCGGUUUUACUGUUGGUUUAGUUUCUCAGUUCCAUCAGCUGCAGUUUUUUUUGAGUUGGGAGAGGAGAGUUCAUUCAUAAGAGUCAAUCAGGACGGUCUCAGCUGUUGAAAUACUUAAAAAAAAAAUUGUUUGGUUUGUUUGUUUUUAUUAUUUAUUUUUUUAUUGUUAUUUUAAAUAUUUAUUUUUCAUUUUUGUUUUAAAAAAAUAUUUUUAAUUUUUAUUUUAAAUAUUUAUUUUUAUUUUAAAUAUUUAUUUUUCAUUUUAAAUAUUUAUUUAUUUUAAAUAUUUAUUUUUUAUUAUUUUAAAUAUAUUUUUUUAUUAUUUUAAAUAUUUAAUCCUUUUUUUAUUUUAUUUUAAAUAUUCACAUUAGAGGAUGAAUUUGACUGUUAAAGCCAAGAUUAUGAUCAAAAUUUUAACAAACCACCUCUCAGUGACACAGGUCAUAUUAGUGCGAGUUUGCUUACAUAGUGCACAUUAAGAUAUAAAAUGAGUCCAGAUGUAAUGCUCAUCAGGAUUACUGCUGAUUGUUAGGUUUUCUACAGCCUAUGCCUUAAUUCUUGAAUACCCACUCCGAUAAAAAUCAUGUUUUUCUUGUUGUCUACAUGUUCAUAUGGCAUUUUUCUGAUGCUAGAGGACAUAUCAUGAGAAAACUAAAUGCAAAAUUGCUUUUCUGAGUAUUUCCUUAUUCGAAUCACUGUGAAUCUCUGGCAGACCCAAAUGGCAGGUGCAGACACAGUGAGAUUUCCGACAUCACAAAUCCAAGCUCCGCCCCCAGAGCCUCGCUAUGCAGGCCAGGCUCUGAGAAAAGAGCGGACACUCACGGAACAAGUGUGCGCGUUAGCAGAUUAAAGAGAAUCAGCAGUUUUUAUUUCUUUUCUUUUCUUUUUAGUGUAAUUGUUUUGCUUCCGUAGUUCAGGGACAGCAAUAAGAGUUUAUUCUGGGGCCAUUAAGUCUUAUAAAAGACGAUGUCAAACCUUUAACUCAGACCUGAAAGAAAGGGCAGCUGAUGCUGAGUCAUGAAAACAGGUGUAAUGUGUUCCUUUAGUUUUUCUUAUUCAGAGUCUGGCUGCAGCAAUUUGCACUAUAAUUACUCGGCUAUAAUUUAUAUCCGUUUGAAGACUGUUAGAGCGGAGUCAGUGGGUGUAGCUCAGUGUGAUAUUUCCUUUACUUCCUGGAUAAUUAUGCCUUUAUGUUCUGAUCGGAGGAGGGUUGGGGAGUAUUAUUAUACUUUAUUAUGCAACGAAAAAGAGAAAAGGAAGUGGAAAUCUAAAGUUUGGGCAUGUGGUGUUUCAAUAUUUCAAAUUUAAGAGAGUUUUACAGGAGUCCACUCAUGAGGAGAUGAAAUCAUAAACUGAUUAAAUGUCUGUAUCUCCUCCGUCUGCCUCGUCUUUCUAUGAUGCAUUUAAGUGCGUCUCAUUAAACACUUUCUGUCUGACUUUCUCUUACAGUCGGAGCACCCUGUUCCCGAGCAGUUCAAGACCGUCUGGGAUGGCAAGAAGCUCGUCACCACAGCAACAGAGAUCGCCGGAUAGACGGGACAGUGUGUGCGAAACAGCCGCCCCUCCUCCACACCAUCCCCAUCCCCUUUUUUUGCAAAAUGCCUUCCUGACUGAUCCACCACCCCACCAGCUAACUCUCACACUGUAGACUUGAGAUUUGGACCUCAUGCGUUUAUAUCCCCCACUCCUCCCCUUACAUUUUAUCAGCCAAUCACAGCUUAAGCUGUCCCUUCCAACAGCCAAUGAGAGGACUGCUCGCUUUUUAUUCCCCCUGGAGCAAAAUCCUCCAGCCAAUCAGCAGGGAGCAGCUUGUCGUUCAAUUGGCUUUUUUCUCCCCCCCUGUGAGCACUUUCUGAAAACAUUCCUGAGUUUUGCCAAUAGUUGCGACGCUCCGUGUGAUAUUUUGUACCUGCCUGGAUAAUGCUAAGCUAAAUUUAACACGUAGAAUAGCCAAAAUGGGACACAAGCAUUGCAGCCAAUCAGGAUGCUUCAGGCUGUUAUUCCAUUUUCCCCCUCCUCCUUCCUGUUUAGGGUGGGGGGGCUGCUGUGUGAUGAUUAUCUUUUUUUUUUAAGUCCUGGCCUAAACGGUUUCUGUUUCAUUAUAUGCAAUUUACUGGUGAAGCACUUGUCCAACAAAAGCCCUUUUAUGGAAGAUAACGGCAUCCAUAUCACCUCUGCUGAUGUUGACUGUAUCAAUAAUAUUCAUAGUGGAUGAUAAUAAUGUAAACAAAUAAGUGUCAGAGCAUGUAGAAAAGAGUAAAACCAUGUGUAACAAACCAGGAAACUCAUGAUUGAACAUCUUAAAGCUGUGGGAGAACGAUCAUUUCACGUGUUUGCCCUCAAACUCACACAUCGGACAUUCCUGAAUAUUCAAGCGAAAUAAAGAAAACACCAAACAUUCCAUUUAAGGAGACAUGUAAGAGGAAGUGUGCGAGAAAGAAAGAGGCUAAGAGAUGAUGAGAUAAAGGUAUGAGAGGUAAAGAAGAGGCUCAAGGGUGUACUCAUUCAAACUUCACCUCCACCUCAGUCUCUAUUGUGGAAAUAUCUGCUGUAAUCAUCUGUAUAGACAUGAACUAUUACUGAAUAGUCUUAAUAAUCGAAGCCACGUCUGCACUCUUUGGUUUCCCUCAGCUCUCGACUUCUCUUUUAUAUCAUCUCUUUUUUUUCUUUGACCUCCUUUUUCUUUAGUUUCGGGUCCAAAAUCAGAGUUCUGCUCAUUAGUACUGGAGACAUCAUUAAAAAUGUUGCAAUAAAACGUCUUUGGUUUGUUUGUCUUUAUUGGAUUAAAAGUCGAACAUGUACAGAAAAAGAAGAGUUAAACCUUCUAAAACAAGUCAAAGUGAGAAAACAAUUUAACCUCAUCAGAGCAGCUUCAUCAGGAGUGUUUAAGACAAAGAUAAACCGCUAAAAUUAACAUUUAACCAACAAUAUCAACAUGCGACCAGUGAUCAGUGCAAAAGGAAUGAGUUAUGUGAUUCCUGCCAGCAGCCCAGCUCCACAUCUGAAGCUUGUUUUAUUUGUUACAACAGUUUUAGUCUGAUUUGAUAUUUUCUGCGACAUGAUAUAAGUGAAUUGUUUCAGCGAAGAUAAGGCAGCAGGUUCGCGGUGAACCACUCCCUGGUGAACUGCAGGUGGUCUCCCUCGCUUGCUAGGAAGACUAGUUUUCCUGCUUUAUCCAUCGCUGCAAGACCCAGACGAUCCU
Molecule: messenger RNA, 12994 nt
Organism: Xyrichtys novacula (pearly razorfish)
Lineage: Eukaryota; Metazoa; Chordata; Actinopteri; Labriformes; Labridae
Source: the annotation of a GenBank genome assembly